UUUUUUUUUUGUCUUAACAGCCCCGGCCAUGGCUGCUCCCCGACUUUUCCGCCCUGCAGCUCGUCUGCUUUCUUCUCGCCUUUCCUCUACUCCUCUCCGUCCUGUUUUUCAAAAAUCCGCCUGUGCUCCGGCUAUCUUGCGUGCCCGGGGUUAUGCUACGGAAAGCGGCGUUAAGGAAGUCACCGUUCGAGAUGCAUUGAACGAAGCCCUUGCGGAAGAGCUGGAGAGCAACCAGAAGACAUUCAUUCUGGGAGAAGAAGUUGCGCAGUAUAACGGAGCAUACAAGGUCACAAGGGGUCUUUUGGACCGCUUCGGUCCUAAGAGGGUCAUCGACACACCCAUUACUGAGGCAGGAUUUUGCGGUCUAGCUGUCGGCGCUGCUCUCGCUGGCUUGCACCCCAUUUGCGAGUUCAUGACCUUCAAUUUUGCCAUGCAGGCCAUCGAUCAAAUUAUCAACUCCGCUGCUAAGACACACUACAUGUCCGGCGGUAUUCAGCCUUGCAACAUUACAUUCCGUGGUCCCAAUGGAUUUGCCGCCGGUGUUGCUGCCCAGCACUCGCAAGACUACUCGGGCUGGUACGGCAGCAUUCCCGGAUUGAAGGUGGUGUCUCCUUGGAGCUCUGAGGACGCCAAGGGUCUGCUGAAGGCCGCCAUUCGUGACCCUAACCCCGUCGUUGUGCUGGAGAACGAGCUUCUUUACGGUCAGGCUUUCCCCAUGAGCGAAGCCGCACAGAAGAGCGACUUCGUUCUACCCAUUGGCAAGGCCAAGAUCGAGCGACCCGGCAAGGAUCUCACUAUCGUUUCUCUUUCCCGCUGUGUCGGGCAGUCUCUUAACGCCGCCGCUCAGCUUAAGCAGCAGUACGGUGUUGAUGCUGAGGUUAUCAACCUCCGGUCCGUCAAGCCUCUUGAUGUUGAGACCAUUAUCCAAUCACUCAAGAAGACCGGUCGUUUGAUGUGUGUCGAGUCAGGUUUCCCCAUGUUUGGCGUCUCUUCUGAGAUUUUGGCUUUGUCCAUGGAGUAUGGUUUUGACUACCUGACCGCCCCUGCUCUUCGUGUCACCGGUGCUGAGGUUCCUACCCCCUACGCCGUUGGUCUCGAGAACAUGAGCUUCCCCCAGGAGGACACCAUUGUCGGCCAGGCCGCGAAGCUGCUGCGAUUGUAAUAUGGCCCUUGUAUGAGCGACGAACGAACGAGGGAAGCCUGAGAUAAUCGCAGUAAUAAAAACAUGUGCCUAGUACCCUUUACUGUUACAAUCUUUUCUUUUGUUUUUUCUAAUUUUCCCCAGCCAACUUUUUUUUUUU
Aspergillus wentii DTO 134E9 is the source of this 1301-nucleotide messenger RNA. RefSeq names its product pyruvate dehydrogenase (acetyl-transferring) subunit E1 beta. Gene Ontology annotation, biological process: pyruvate decarboxylation to acetyl-CoA. The record is from RefSeq and is a predicted model, not a curated record. The transcript has 4 exons. Gene Ontology annotation, molecular function: pyruvate dehydrogenase (acetyl-transferring) activity. Lineage: Eukaryota; Fungi; Ascomycota; Eurotiomycetes; Eurotiales; Aspergillaceae. Bases 29 to 1162 code for a protein of 377 amino acids.